Molecule: messenger RNA, 5718 nt
Organism: Sceloporus undulatus (fence lizard)
Lineage: Eukaryota; Metazoa; Chordata; Lepidosauria; Squamata; Phrynosomatidae
Gene: WDR97
Product: WD repeat domain 97
Exons: 31
Coding region: 390-5309 (1639 amino acids)
Molecular function (GO): protein binding
Source: RefSeq, a predicted model, not a curated record
CUGGAUGGCCCUUAGGGUCUCUUCCAACAAUGCUCCAAUCCUAAGUGUGUGUGUGCAUGUAUGUAUGCACCCUUCCCAAGUGUUGCCCCGUCUGCCCCUGUGGCCAUCUAUUCUGGGGCUGACUUUGCACGCCAAGCACUCUGCGCUUGCACAGAUGCCCUUUCUGUGUGCUUCCUUUUCAGGUUCCAGAGGCGAAUGCAGUCCUUGAGAACAGGGUCCAAGCCGUGCAUCUGAGGACGGUGCCAAGGUGACCCUCCUUUGCCCCUUGCGUGGAUGCAUUGCCCCCUUCUCUCCUGGAAGGAGGCUGAGAGGCCAUUCUGCUGGUCUUGAGGGUCAAGGGCCACUCCUGCCAAGAUAGUGGAGCCGCGACCCAUUUGGGGAGAAGGAAGAUGCUUCGCUCGCAGGCCCAGCUGAGUGAGAAGAAGAAGAAGAAGGACGAAGAGGAGAAAGAGGGGAAGCAGGACGAGACAGAGGCGCAAAUGGCCGAGAGGAAGGCCAGGGCCCGGCAGCUCUGGCGCGUGCUCCAGAAAGGCUUCCGGCACGCGGUGGAAAAGAUGAAGAACGAGGAGAUGAAGGUGGCCUUCCUCAGCCACGGCCUGCAGCACAUCAGCCGCAUUGCCCUGCGCAGCCCUGUGCGCCAUGUGACCCACGAUUCCCUCAAGAGGCUCUUUGUGGCCCUCGACACAGAGAACAUGCUGCACUUUUUGCGGGAAGAUGGCUCUUACAAGAGCUGCUCCAGGGCCCCUGUCCCUUUGAUGGGGCUCCUCUACGCUACAGAGGUGGACCGUUUUGUGGGCUGGGAUGAAGGCAGCCUCCAGGUCCUGGACUCCCAGUUCCAGCCGCUCUCGCAGGCACAGUCCACCUGGCCCAUCCGUUGCGGCCUCUACUGCGAGCAGCUGAAUCGAAUUGUGACAGCCGGCGAGGGGAAUCUGACCCUCUGGGACUUCCGCUACAGCUACCGGAGCCUCCAAUGCCGCCUCACCUUGACCCUGGGGUCCAGCGAGGUGGUCAGCCGCCUGGCCUUGGAUGGCACCAGCAAGAAGGCCCCGCGCUGUUUUGCUUGCUAUGGCACGGGGGUGGCUGCUUUCGACAUCUCCAAGGGGCAACUCCUGUCCUUCAAAAGGGAGCUGCACAGCAGGGCCAUCACAGAUAUCACCUACUGCGACGUGGUCGGGUGCGUCGUAACCGCCUCCCGGGACACCACCAUCAAGGUCUGGGAUGAGAACUGGCACAUCCAGACAGUCUUCGUGGGCCACACUGCUCCGGUCAUUGCCGUGACCAUCUACCCCGAGCGGCCCCUCAUCUUUUCGGCCUCCCAAGACGGAACCAUCCGCACCUGGAACCUGGACACCAUCGACCAGGUGGACCAGGUCCAUGCCCUGGAGCCUGUGGAGGCCCUCGAAACUAAGACCGCCUCGCGGGUCGUCUCCCUCUCCGGCUCCCUCCUCAACAUCUGGAAGAUCAACCAGCUCUAUUCUCUUUACACGCCGCUGGGGUCCCCCCUCAAGCGCCUCAGCUGCGUCAACCUGGAGGCCGUGGGGGACUUCCCCGUCCGCGCCCUCUGCGUCUGCCGGGACUCCUCCGUGCGCUUGGUGGACGUCCAGAGCGGCCUGCUCCUCUCCACCUUCACCUUGGAGCCGCCCAGCCGGGUCCAGGAGGCUGCCUACUGCUUGCCCCGGGAGACCCUCUUUGUGCUGACGGAACAGGGCAACCUGAUGCGCCUCAAUGUGGCCGCCGACCCCGUGGCCGUGAGGAAGAACAUUGCCAGCCAGGGGCCAAAGCCCUGCUGCCUCCUGCUCUACAGCCACAUCGUGGACCCUGAGGGUGCCUACGCCACAUGGCUUCAGGUCAAGGAGGACAAGAGCUACCGCAAGCAGUGGCAGAAGCUCCCCCUCCACCGUCAGGACAAGAACAGGUUCCUGCCCAUCAUGGGGCACAAAGAUGGACUUCUCAGCGUGGUGGAAUGGUUUUCGGGUCGAAUCCAGUACCAGGUGGAAGCUCACAGCCCCAAACCGGUCACAGCUCUGGCUGAAUACCCUGCGCAGACCUGCGUCAUCUCGGGUGGUGGCGACCUGACGGUGAAGAUGUGGCGCCUCUUCCCCUACGCGGACGAGUGCCUGCUGCCCCUCCUGAGCUUCUCCUGCAUCGCUCCGGCCUGGCACAUGUGCUCCCUGGGCCCAACGCUGGCAGUGGCCUUCCAGGACCCGGAGACCGUCACCUACCGCAUUGUCUACUACAACCUGAUGGAGCAGAGCCGCUCCGAGCACAGUCCCGAAGAUGAUGCCCAGGACGACAUCACUGGCCUCUGCUGCUGCCCCAACCUGAAGCUCUUUGCCUCGGCCAGCCGGGACGGAUCCGUGAAGGUCUGGGACAUGAAAAACCAGCUGCUGCGGCACCUGAAGCUGAACACCAUCCCAGAAUGUCUGGCCUUUGCCAACCAUUGGGGGGAUUUGCUGGUUGGCAUUGAGCGGCACCUCUACCUCAUCCACCACAGCAAGUACUUGCCCAACUACUACAAGAUGAAGCUGCUGUGCGCAAAGUUCCUGGAGCCCCUCCAGAACACUCCUCUCCCCCUCAGCGAUGCCUGCUUCACGGCUCUUGUGAAGGAGAACGCCCGGCGGCUGAUGCAGGAGCCGCCUCUGGAGGAGUCUGAGUCCCCCUUGCCGGGAGCUCACCGGGCUGCCUUGCAAGAGCCAAAGGUAGUCAGGGAGACCAUGUCCAGGAGGCGGGGCUCUUCCUUGGUGGCCGCCAGGAACCAUGACCUGCAGCUCCUCCAGAGCGGGAAGUUGAGCUCGGCCAAGAAAGUGCGCUUAACCAAGGAGAUGAAGGAGGAGGCCUUCGAGCAAUACCUGUGCAUCUUCCACAAGGAGCCGCUUAAAGUGGAGAUCCCUGCGGAAGACACCUUCAGUGCCGAUGAGGUGCUGGAAGCCAUGCGCCACGCUGGCUCCAUUGCUGAGUUCUACAGGGCCAACAGGCCAAACACGUUUCUGGGGGCCUUCACCCGCCCCACCGUUCUGAAGGCAGCUGACCAGGAUGAGAGCUCUGAGGGUGUCUCACAAACCCCGUCUUCCACCGUACCUCUCUCCGUCUCCGAAAGCAGAGAUGCCCAGGGGAUAAAGAUCGACCUGGUGGACGUCAUGAUAAAGGAAAUGUUUGACAAAGAGAGACCCAUCUUGCUGCCGCCCCGGAGUCCCCCCAUGGAGAUCCCAUCGCCCUCUCAAGUGCAGAAAACGUCCCUGGGGGUGCUGGCCACUGCUACCCGAAGCCUCUUGCAUGCUCCCAAGGACACCAAGGAAAGGAGGGACAGGCCUCCCAGGGAGAAGUUUACAAAAAGUUUGCUGGCAAUCAAGGAGUCGGACACGGCGCUUCCAGUUUCGGAGGGAUCCUUGGCCCCAACUCCUGCCACGAAGAGUGGGAAGAGCAUCGCCUUCAAGGAGCCAUCCCGGACCCCGUUGACCCGGAGCAGGGAGUCCCCCGUGAGCAGUGGCAGCCGCUCCCCUUUGCGCCUCCAGAGCCACUCCUCCGAGAUCGUCAAGGGGUUUUUCCCAGAAAUACAGAGCUCCAGCCAGGAGAGGAGGAGCCAGCUGUCAGGCGUGAAGAGCCACCACAGUAUGCCGCUGCCCAGGAUCUCCUCAGGGUUCAUCCCAAAUUCAGUGGUUUCCCAGCAGCUUCACAGCCUGGAAGAUGUGGAGGAGGUGAAGGAGAAGGAAGAAGAAGAGGGGAAGGAGGAAGUGGUGGAGGAGACGAUUGUGAAAGUCACAGAGGCCCUGGAGGAGCAUCCAGAGAGCCAUUCGAGUAGAAGCUCUGUUGGCACACCUCCCCGGGACAAGUCGCCUCAGAGAGAAGCAGAAGCGGCGGGUGUCUCCAAGCCCAUCAGCACCAAAGAGAGCCCGCCUGCGGUUUUCCUGACUCAGCUGGACGAAUCCCAAUAUCCAGAAGAGCCACCAUUCUUUAUCUCGCCGUUUCUGGAGAAGGAGUGGUUCAAGGCACUUUUCCCGGAGGGCUUCCCUCCUGAGAUGAGCAUCAAUGAGUUCUUGACCAUACUCCUGGGCAACUUGGCUAUCGCAGACUAUGGCACCAAGACGGAGCUGGUGGGGGCCAUUGUGAUGCUGAAGGAGAAGCUGAAGGAUCAGAUGAAGGACAUCCUCUACAAAACCGUCAUUUAUGUUCUGAACAGGAAGGAGGACGCACCCGCCAUGAUGGAUCAGAACCAGAGGAAGUUCAUCCUGUCUGCCCUGCGGAUGCUGCUGCAUGUCGACAAGGACCAGGAGGAGCUGAUGGUGGAGCUGAUGGCCUACUAUGUGAUCUCUCCCCCGGAAUACAGGGUGGCUGUGAAGGACCUGAUCCAGGACGCAGGGGUGCAAGACCCCCACAACUACUUCUACAAUGAACUGGAGUCCUGGCCUGUGAAGGAGGACGAUGGCAAAGACGUGGCGCGGAGGAUGAGCAGCCAGUGGCUGGGGAAGUGGAUGCAGGAGCUCAAGGAACACAGAAGUCUCCUUUUGGAGCAGGAGGUUCCAGCCGAAAGGAAAUAUCCUUCAGAGCAAUUCCAGGAGCGGACAUGGUGGAGACGGAGAGAAACGAUGGACCUCCAGGAGCAGCCAGAGAGGACCUCCUCCCUUGAGAGCUAUGAAGAGGAGCAGAGUGAUGGAGUGGAGGUCUAUGAGAGAGAGCCAGAGCCAGAGCCAGAGCCAGAGCAGGAAUUCUCUGAAAGCUAUGAAGAGGAAGAGAUGGGCCUGGAGAAAUCCUCUUUGGAGAGAGACCCGCAGCUCAGGCUGGAGGUCCAGAGAGCCCUUGGCAUUCAGGGGCAGAUGAGCGAUGCCACGGACCAAAAGGAGCGGCCAAGGAAAAAAAGCUCCUUUAGGGGAAAACAAAAGGAGAAAAGGUCUGCCCACCCUUGGGUCCAGUCUGUGCGCCCUGUUGACGCCAUCCACUACUUCAUGGAAAAGCAGAUGGAGAAAGAAUUGGCGAAGCUGAAGCACCUGGUCUCUUCUGCCACCAUCAGCCCCAGGGACACCGUCAUGGCCUUGCCCCCCAUCCGCAAGAAGCGUGCCAUCCUGCGGCUUGGAGAAACCAAUGCGAUGCUGAGGAAAAGGAUCCCUGAGCGCUUCUACUUCCCCUUCAUCUUCCCCCGUUAUCUGAUGAAGGGCUUUGUGCCCUUCGUGAAGCUUCCCCUGCCGAAGAUCACCCUGGACCCCUUCUCGGCCGCUCCGCAGAGACCACCGUCCCCAAGGACCUUCACCGCCAUGCAGCAGAUGGUCCACAAGUAUUUCAUCCCCAAGUUCUCCUACGCUGACAGCUACCCUUGAGGGCCGCGGCGGCCAGAGGGAAGACCCCUGAUGCCAUAGGAGACGAUGGGAGACCCUUCCGUGACUGAGGCUGUCCAAGGCCGGUCUCUCCUAAAAUGGCAGAGGAGAUGCUGUCUGCACAGAACACGAAAUCAGAACAAGCUGAGAGAGAAAUAAAAGGGAAUCACUGGACAUUGCCAUACAGCUCUGUUGCCUCAGCCUCUGUUUGUUGUUCGAAGGGUGACCUCAAAAUGUGAUGGGCCAAUGGCAGACGUUGCCCUUGACAGGGACCCUGGUUCUCUUGGCAGCAGGGACCCCUUCGACGGCCAAAGGGCGCUUUGCACAGGGUGCUUCAAAAAGAAUGGUGCAAAACCAGAUGGCAGCAGCUUUGCUUUUGCAACCUUCUUUUCAAACCGCCCUGUAUUUUCUA